Messenger RNA from Magnolia sinica, 1358 nucleotides. RefSeq names its product ADP-ribosylation factor GTPase-activating protein AGD12-like. The coding region runs from base 208 to 1176 and encodes 322 amino acids. Lineage: Eukaryota; Viridiplantae; Streptophyta; Magnoliopsida; Magnoliales; Magnoliaceae. The record is from RefSeq and is a predicted model, not a curated record. The transcript has 9 exons. Gene Ontology annotation, molecular function: phospholipid binding; GTPase activator activity.
AUGAUGAAUAGUGUCCAACCGGUUGUACAUUAGCGUUUCUCACAGAUGAAAUAUACCACUCUCAUUCUCUCAAACAAUCCUCUCUCCCCGUAUUUCCGGAAAGCUUUGCAUUUUCCGAAGCUGAGAUUUCGUUCGAAUUUUCUCAAAAAUCCAAAGGUAACGAUCGUCUUUGUUGGAUGCUUUUAGUUUCAACUUGUGAACCAAGGAAUGAGUAACCAUCAAGGGUUUAGGAGAUUGAAAGAUCUCAUGUUUAAAAGUGAGAAUCGUGUAUGUGCAGAUUGUGGUGCUCCAGAUCCUAAAUGGGCGUCAGCAAAUAUUGGGGUAUUCAUCUGCUUAAAAUGUAGCAGUGUGCACAGAAGUCUUGGUCCACAUAUCUCAAAGGUCUUAUCUGUGACACUAGACGAAUGGUCUGAGGAUGAAAUUGAAUCCAUCAUUGACGUUGGUGGAAAUUCUGCAGCAAAUGCCAUUUAUGAAGCUUCCUUGCCCGAUGGAUUUUCUAAGCCUGGUCCGAAUGCAAGUAAUGAUGAACGUUUGAAUUUCAUUAGGUCAAAGUAUGAACGGCAAGAAUUUUUGAAACCGAGCUUGCGAAUUACCUCAUUUGCUUCCGGAAGAAGUUCGCACACUAGUUUUUCUAGAAGGAUUUUGGAUAGCUUCCUUGAUAUAAACAUCUUAAAGAAGACGGAAAACAACGAGGAACUCGUUGGAUUUUUGAAAGUUAAAGUCAUAAAGGGCACGGAUUUAGCCAUUAGAGAUAUGCUAACUAGUGAUCCUUAUGUUAUCCUUAUACUUGGGCAACAGAAGGUUCAGACGACUGUUGUAAAGAGCAAUUUGAAUCCAGUUUGGAAUGAGAUUCUUACACUAUCAAUUCCUGAGAACUGCGGGUCUGUGAAACUGCAAGUCUUUGAUCAUGACAUGUUCUCGGCGGAUGACAUCAUGGGAGAAGCUGAGAUUGAUAUCCAGCCAUUGGUCACAGCAGCAACAGCAUAUGGAGACAUUUCCCAGUUCGGAAAUAUGCAAGUAGGGAAAUGGUUGAAAUCGAAUGACAAUGCGCUCAUCAAUGAUAGUAUCAUCAACAUUGUCGAUGGGAAGGUAAGACAGGAGGUAUUACUCAAGCUCCAGAAUGUGGAAUGUGGAGAACUUCAGCUAGAAUUGGAAUGGAUUCCACUAGAUCAAUGAGUCCAAUGAUCAUUGUUUAUAUACUAUUGUUUGAUGGGAGGAGAUCCCACUUUUUGUUUGAUGAUCCAAACCUUUCAUUCAUUAGUAGGGCUCUAGAAAUGGACCAUACACCAAAAAUUGUAGAGACGGACAAUCCCUGCCACACUAAAACUGCCAUUUAAUCACCACUACCAUAUUUUAUA